AUGAAAGGUAGGGGAGAAAGCUUUCUGUCGUCACGAGUGCAGGUUCUGGCGAGGACAAGUCAGAUCUGGAACCUCUGGAGUUCAUAUUCUCUCUUUUUUUCUCUCUUCUCUAUUCUCUCUUUUCUUAGUGUUGAAGCUAGGCCAAGGGCAUUCUUUGUGUUUGGAGAUUCACUUGUUGAUAAUGGAAACAACAACUAUUUGUUUACAACUGCUCGUGCUGAUUCACCUCCUUAUGGUAUUGAUUUUCCAACUCGCACACCAACUGGUCGUUUCUCUAAUGGCUACAACAUUCCUGAUUUCAUCAGUAUGAGACUUGGUGCCGAAUCUACAUUGCCAUACUUGAGUCCGGAAUUUAAAGGAGAGAAGCUCCUAGUUGGUGCCAAUUUUGCUUCAGCUGGAGUUGGAAUCCUUAAUGAUACUGGAGUUCAGUUUUUGAACAUAACAAGAAUGUACAGACAGCUAGAGUAUUUCGAAGAGUAUCAAAGGCGAUUAAGUGCACUAAUCGGAAUUUCAAAGACAAAAAGAUUGGUGAAACGUGCAUUGAUACUCAUAACUGUGGGUGGCAAUGAUUUUGUCAACAACUACUAUCUAGUUUCUCCUUCAGCAAGGUCUCGUCAGUAUCGAUUACCCCAGUAUGUCAAGCUUCUCAUCUUUGAGUACCGAAAGAUUUUGAAGAAACUAUAUGAUAUGGGAGGAAGGAGAGUAAUUGUGACAGGGACGGGUCCCCUGGGUUGUGCUCCGGCUGAAAUGGCAAUGAGAAGCAGAGAUGGUGAAUGCUCACGUGAGCUCCAAAGAGCUGCUUCACUCUACAACCCUCUACUUCAACGCAUGCUUACAAACCUCAAUAACAGACUUCGCAGACACGUUUUUAUUGCUGCUAACACUGCACUAAUGCACAAUGACUUCAUCAGUAAUCCAACUGCAUUUGGAUUCACAACAUCAAAAGUAGCUUGUUGUGGGCAAGGACCUUACAAUGGACUUGGUGUGUGUUCACCAAGCUCCAACUUGUGCCCUGACCGAAGUACGUUUGUAUUUUGGGAUCCAUUUCAUCCAACUGAAAGGGCUAAUAGAAUUAUUGUCGAAAGAAUCAUGUCAGGUUCUACAAUAUACAUGAACCCAAUGAACCUCAGCACCAUUUUGGAAUUAGAUGCUACCACAUGA
Molecule: messenger RNA, 1161 nt
Organism: Arachis duranensis
Lineage: Eukaryota; Viridiplantae; Streptophyta; Magnoliopsida; Fabales; Fabaceae
Product: GDSL esterase/lipase At5g33370-like
Exons: 7
Coding region: 1-1161 (386 amino acids)
Molecular function (GO): hydrolase activity, acting on ester bonds
Source: RefSeq, a predicted model, not a curated record